UUGCCCUUUCUCUUUUUACUCAGUCAAAUGUAUAUUUAACCUUGGCUGAUUUCUUCAUCCUUCUAUGUUUGCAUUAAAGGAAUUUCCGUACUGUGAUUUUCUGGGAAAUUCCCUUUAGUUUUGUAGGGUUUGGAUGAAUGCUUCACAAUUAAGUCUUUUGUUCCAUUAGUGAGAUUAAGAUAUCAUUUCUGAUCUUUCAUUCUUGCCGAUAUUUCUUCAAAUUCCUUUUGGGGCAAAGUAGAAAUUAUUUCUCCGAAUUUGGUUUUUAUUAGAACCACAUUAGGCUUAACAGAGUAGGAGGUCUCUUGAUUCUUUGAAGUUCAUAGAAGAAAUUCAUUCCAAAAAAUUUCCAAGAUUAAUAAGAGAUCUGAUACCCUCUUCCCAUAAAAUUCUCUUUCACAAAUCACAACAAAUAGAAAAUGAUAUUGGAUUUGUGUGGACACAUAUAGUUCUUAAUCUGUGGAAUCAUCUGGGAAAGAUGAUCGAUGCUAUGUAAACUGCUGCAUUGGAGCUUCCAUGAUGCAAGAUUAUAAACUGCAGAUUGUAUGAUGAUGCUUGCGCUGUUUGAGGACUGCUGCUUAGAGAUUCUGCUGUUGGUACUUCUGAAGUAAAGGUUGAACCAUCAAUCAGAAACAAGUUGAUAUAUGCUCCAGUUGGUAACUGAACAAUCAUGAGAAUUAAGGAUCAUCAUUCCAGAAGUGUCCAGAAAAACGACGAAAGCCAUGAAUCUCCAGGCAGUCCGCGACAUCGGAAGGUAUCAGCGAGAUGGGUUCCUGAUGAAGCACGCCGGCCUCUUAUUGACGAAGCUCCAGUGUUCUAUCCAACGGAGGAGGAGUUCCAAGAUACUCUAGGUUAUAUAGCGAGCAUAAGGUCCAGAGCUGAAGCUUAUGGUAUUUGCAAAAUUGUACCUCCUCCAUCUUGGAUUCCCCCUUGUCCGCUAAAGGAUAAGAAAAUUUGGGAUCAUGCUAAAUUUUCUACCCGAAUUCAGCAAGUAGACCUCCUUCAGAACAGGGAGCCCAUGAGGAAAAAACUGCACCGGAAGAGAAAACGGAGGAGGCAAUUUAAUUCAAGACCGAGGAGACGUGCUCGUGCUGAAAGUUCGGAAUCUAACGCUGCUUGUGAUAGUGAAGAAAAGUUUGGUUUCCAGUCAGGCUCUGACUUUACACUUGAGGAAUUUCAAAGAUUUUCUCAGGAAUUUAAAGCAGCAUACUUUGAAGUGAAGGAAAAAACUCAAGAUAAGAGGUGCCUGCCUUCGGUUGAUGAUAUUGAAGGAGAGUAUUGGCGGAUCAUUGAGCAGCCUACAGAUGAAGUUGAGGUUUACUAUGGAGCUGAUCUGGAAACCGGAACUCUAGGGAGUGGAUUCCCUAAAGAAUCAUCAUCGUUGACGGACUCUAAGAUUGAUCAGUACGUGACAUCAGGCUGGAAUCUGAAUAACUUGCCGCGUCUCCCUGGUUCUGUUUUGUGUUUUGAAGAGUGCAACAUCUCUGGGGUAGUUGUACCAUGGCUUUAUAUAGGAAUGUGCUUCUCGUCAUUUUGUUGGCAUGUUGAAGACCACCAUCUCUACUCACUGAACUAUCUGCACUGGGGUGAUCCAAAAGUUUGGUAUGGAGUUCCAGGAAGUCAUGCUUCUGCAUUGGAGAAUGCAAUGAGGAAACACUUGCCAGAUCUGUUUGAAGAACAACCAGAUUUACUAAAUGAAUUGGUCACACAGUUGUCACCAUCAGUUGUAAAGUCAGAAGGUGUUCCAGUGUAUCGAGCGGUCCAGAACUCUGGGGAGUUUGUUCUUACCUUUCCAAGGGCUUAUCACUCUGGAUUCAACUGUGGCUUUAAUUGUGCCGAGGCAGUAAAUGUGGCCCCUGUUGACUGGCUACGACAUGGACAAAGUGCAAUUGAGCUCUAUAGUGCACAGCAUCACAAGACGUCAAUAUCACAUGAUAAGUUGCUCUUGGCCGCUGCUGGAAGGGCUGUUCAGGCACUUUGGGAUAUCACUGUUCUCAAGAAAGAAAAUUCAGAGAAUUUGAGAUGGAGAAGCGUCUGUGGGAAAGAUGGGAUUCUUACUCAAGCAAUUAAGACAAGGGUUUAUUUAGAGGAGAAAAGAAUAGAGUGCCUCCCAGAGGUCAUGCGCUUUCAAAAGAUGCAAAAAGAUUUUGAUCUGGAUACGGAGAGGGAAUGUUUUUCUUGCUUUUAUGACUUGCACCUGUUUGCUGCUUGUUGCAAUUGUUCCUCUGAUAAGUUUGCAUGUCUUAAUCAUGCAAAUCUCAUCUGUCGUUGUGACCCAGAAAACAGACUUGUCCUUCUGCGUUACACCAUUGACGAGUUGAAGACACUGGUGAAGGCAUUAGAAGAGUCCAUGGAUGCUGUAGAAGCAUGGGCUUUUAAAGAUCGUGAACAUCCGUUAGAUUCAAAGAAUGUUGGUGACCGUAUUCCUGGUGCUCACAAGAAGUUGUUUGGAUUCAAUCUUUUUCCUUCAACAGUUCAAUCGAACACCUCACUCAAGUCCGAACACAUGGAGCAUCCAGUAGAUGAGCUUCCAAAGGUCGAUUCAUAUUCUGAGCGGAUGACAAGCUUUUGUGUUGAACCAAUAAAUUUUGGGUCUGUUGUUUUUGGAAAACCAUGGUUCAACAAGGAUGCCAUAUACCCACAAGGUUAUAAAAGCCGUGUAAAGUUCUUUAACAUUUGCAAUCCACUGAUUAGGAGUAGCUACACUUCAGAAAUCAUUGAUGGUGGGCUUCUAGGUCCCUUGUUCAAGGUUAGUCUAGAAGAGCAUCCACAAGAGAGCUUUGUGCAUGUUUCAGCAGAAGAAUGCUGGGAAUUGGUGUUGCAGAGACUUAAUCAAGAAAUAACAAGACAAAAAUGUUUAGGGAAGCAAGGCCUGCCGCUGGUGCAGCCUACAAGCAGCAUCAACGGGCGUGAAAUGUUUGGACUUCUGUCUCCAUCCAUUGUUCAGGCAAUCGAGGCUCUCGAUCCAUAUCACAAAUGCACUGAAUACUGGGAAAACAAGCUUCUUAGGAAGAAGUCAUCAUCAAGUUCAGGUGAUACAUUUGUAGCAGCAGCUGAAAAGAAUUCUAGUGAAACAAAGUAUGAUGAAGGGGAGAUAGCAGAUAGUUUUGGAACUGACUUGGCUGUGCAGGAAGCGGAUAACUUAUUAGUAGGCAGAGGCAAUUCUUUAUCUGACGAUGAGAUACAGUCCGUAUUCAGACGACUGUUGAGUAAAGCUAAUUCCGAGGAGAUAGAAAUAAUGCAUAGAAUAUUAUGCAAAGGGUCAACAAGCCCUUUAUGGAGAGUAGCUGUUGAGAUGCUGACAGAGGAGAUCCGGAAAAAACAGAAAUGACAAUACCAUUUUUUCUGAACGUAGGUACUCAAAUUUUGGCAGUUCCCAUUUUGUCAUUCUUUGAAAUCUUGGCAUAAAGAGGGAGAAGUCUGGCUCUGCUUCGUGCAAAGGGGAUGGUGAAGUACAGAUUAUAGUUUGUAUAAAUUAGAGGACAGUUUUUUAACCCUAACAGUAGUCAUAUAUUCUACCAUAAAUGUCAUCUAAUCUAUUUCUCCCGUUGCAUUUUUUU
Messenger RNA from Sesamum indicum (sesame), 3560 nucleotides. Its product is annotated as lysine-specific demethylase JMJ18. Gene Ontology annotation, molecular function: histone H3K4me/H3K4me2/H3K4me3 demethylase activity. Gene Ontology annotation, biological process: chromatin remodeling; regulation of gene expression. Gene Ontology annotation, cellular component: chromatin; nucleus. The record is from RefSeq and is a predicted model, not a curated record. NCBI's taxonomy places the organism in Eukaryota, Viridiplantae, Streptophyta, Magnoliopsida, Lamiales, Pedaliaceae.